Messenger RNA from Thalassophryne amazonica, 1070 nucleotides. RefSeq lists its product as uncharacterized. The transcript is spliced from 3 exons. Bases 31 to 882 code for a protein of 283 amino acids. NCBI's taxonomy places the organism in Eukaryota, Metazoa, Chordata, Actinopteri, Batrachoidiformes, Batrachoididae. The record is from RefSeq and is a predicted model, not a curated record.
AAGCCCAGCCUGACAUGUUGAUGCCUUGGGAUGUUUAACUUGAUCUACACCGGUGUUUGUACGGCAUCAAAUGUGCAAUUUUACGUUUAUCUCUUCUUAUCUUCAGCUGAGGUGAGACUGCUUUUACUGGGAUUCUCUUUGACACCAAACACAGCAGACUCACGUUCUGUGGAUAUGUGCAGGGACAUGACAAUGCUGGAACUGGAAGACUCCAUCAGUCGCUUCAGGUUUGCUCAGUCGUGCGUGGGGCUGGCCGGCUGCCUGUGUGUGUCUUACGCAGUCUGGACCCCGUUCUGGUUCAGGGACAGAGGACUCUGGACAGAGUGGAACAUCACUAAGAAUUCCCAGAUGGACCAUAUGGAGGACGUCAUCUUUAACAGCCUGGAACCUGAGAGAGUCCUUGGAGUUGUCUCCUUCCUGAUGGCUCUGAGCACUGGUGCCCUGUGUCUCGUGUUCGCCCUCUGCUGGACAUCAAGGUCGGUGCGCUCCUACUCCAACACUCGCUCUCUCCUGAUGGCAGGACAGGCCCUUUACCCCACCACCCUGCUCCUCCUCACCAUGGGCUCCACUGGGUUUUUCUUCCUCUUCACCUGGUCUCUCUUCACCUAUCAUCACCAGGAGGAGAUCCACCAGGACUUCUCCAGCCUCGGCUCCUCCUACUGGCUGGGUGCUUUGGGUUGGGUCCUGCUGCUCGUUGUGGAGCUGGUUGUGUUCGUAGUGGAACAACUUAUCGUUCCAGACAUCAUUCCAGAUUUAGAGAAGGCCAUAGAGUCAUGGCGGGUUACGUCUCAGGUUAAGGCUCUCACCCGCUCGUCCAGUGAUGGUUAUCACACUGGUAACAAGAACAUUUUCAGUCCAAGGAGGUAUCUGUCAGGGCCUUGACUCUGCUGCAGAAUAGAAGACUUACAAAGUUUAUAGAUGAGCCAGACUGAAUUCUGAUUUACCUGCUGCCAUUAUCAUGUGCUGCCUAUCAGGAGAUAACGGUCUCUGAACAUCUGUGGGAAUGAAACCUUCUCACUUCAGCUGGUCAUUCCCCAGUUUGGACUGAGAUUAGCUGAGCUCAAAUACAU